This is a messenger RNA of Microsporum canis CBS 113480, 1365 nucleotides long. RefSeq lists its product as hypothetical. NCBI's taxonomy places the organism in Eukaryota, Fungi, Ascomycota, Eurotiomycetes, Onygenales, Arthrodermataceae. The record is from RefSeq and is a predicted model, not a curated record. Bases 1 to 1365 code for a protein of 454 amino acids. The transcript is spliced from 2 exons.
AUGGCUCACGAAUUUGAACGCAAGGAGGGAUCUUCCUCCUCUAACUGCUCAGCACUCCUCUCACCCCGCACCCAACCAACUGAAUAUUCUUUGGGCUCUGAUGAUGCUUGUCCUUCCUUCUGGGCGCCUGGGGAUAGACCCGGCCACAAGGGCCUCAUAGACCAGCAUCGGCGAAAAUCGCGACUGACCAGAAGCAUACGCCUUGACGCGAAGCAGCUGCGCCACGUUCUUCUUUUCAUGCAACAUAACCAUAGCCGUGAUGGUAUCAGAUGGACUCCCGAGAUUCUCUUUUCCUACGUUCCCAGGACGUUUGAGGACGCUACUACUACAGAAGCUAUCGCCGCUCAAGCACUCUUUCAUGCCAUCACCCCUUCUCUCGCUGCGAUAUUCAAGACCAACGUCUUGUCUCUAAAUACAUCUCCACGAUAUAUCGUGUUUGAGUUCUUCUGGCACGGUAGCCCGCCAGUCGUGCCUCAGGACUUGCGUGACUUGCCGAACAUCAAGUUAACUCGCGAGGAACCAGAGGAGAUCUACCCGGACACUAUUAAGUCUGGAAGUAAGAUUAUUGUCCCAGAUCCACUUUCAUUAAAUCUUAAUAGCACAUUCUCUUUCGGAACUGUUGGCUACGUCGCCGUGAUCGAAGAGCUUGGCGAGCGGCGAUUGGUCCUCGUCACAGCUGGUCACGUUGUUGACGAUGCAAGAACAAUCCGAAUACAGGACGAAGAACAAGAGGAUAACAUUUAUCAGUCGCAGAUCGUUCCGGAGUUCGAGCGGAUCGGGGGGGGGGUUCCCUUGUUCCGAAGAGGGGAACCCAUUAACCCCCUUCUAGCGUCACUCAACGAGACAUGUCUCCUCGAGACCGACCAGAUACCUCGUUCCGCGUUACGGAGAGUGGGUGAGCAUGUUGACUGCAACCGUCUCAACCCCGACCGUACCAUUAACGAUAGCGACGAUUCUUCCUUGUCCGCCUUCGACCCAAAGUUAGGCGAUAUUGACCGUCUUAGACAGCUUCUGCUUGAGGAGGAGCCAGUCCAAGUCUACAAGUACGGUGCAGCAUCUUCCUAUACCACGGGGUUCCUGCGACAGAUCAGGCAGGAUGAUCAUGAGGAAAACCUGUAUCGAUUAAAGGUCCAGUGGACUUCCGCAGAGGAACCAUAUGCAGAGGGGGGAGACUCUGGCAGCCUGGUUUUUGCCAAGGAUGGGGACUAUAUCACACCCUUGGGAAUACAUUGUGGCUCCAGAGGCACGACAAGCUACUCCCUCUCGCUGUGGUCGAUAUGUGAAGACAUAUCGACUCGGCUUGACGCAGAUUUGUUCUUCUGUGGGCCAAACGAUUUGCCCCAUUUCGACCCUUCCGCUGUGUGA